Messenger RNA from Plutella xylostella (diamondback moth), 2407 nucleotides. RefSeq lists its product as uncharacterized. NCBI's taxonomy places the organism in Eukaryota, Metazoa, Arthropoda, Insecta, Lepidoptera, Plutellidae. The record is from RefSeq and is a predicted model, not a curated record.
UUUGGCCAUUUGUCAACCUAUUGCUUCUGUCGUGUCAAAUUUUUUACAAGUAAAAAUUACAAGAGUUUUUUCAAUCAAAUAAACAGACCCGUAAACAUAGAAUUGGGGAGAAGAAACAUGGUUGGCCUGAAGACAAGUCUUGAGAACGAGCCAUUGGUUACUGAGAGACCUGAGGGGGUGGUGGGAGGCGGGGACCUGCCCCCCAGGCCGCCCCCGCCCCCGGACCCACCGACGGUGAAGACUAACAACAGUGUAGACAUGAACUAUAUAGACGAGCAACUGACCAUCAUCAGCAAACGUCACAAGAGGAGCCACUGUCCAGAAUUCCUUACUGCAUUGUGGAUGUCAUUUGCCGCCUUUACCAUAACGUUUAUAUCGUUUUACAUAUACGUGUACCUUCGGCUUGGAUAUCUGGGUGGCAGCAAAGACAGCCUGUUCUUUGGCUCGCCCUGGAACAAUGAGUCCAGGGUUGGCUCUGAGGUGUUCUUCCACCACAUCGUGCCACGAGGAGGAGUUCUGCCCUUCGACAUCUACUCUGACUUCCUCUCAGUCACGUCAAGAGAGUUCCCUAACCUCAAGUUCUCCGUCUACUUCUUACUCGAUGACUCGUUGGAAUCGUACAAGCGCGGGUCCAGAAUGACCACCAGCAUGUCCUUCACCAAGUGGGUUCAUCACAUGGAUCUACCUCUCAAACUCAGAAUCAAGAAGUUCAUUAAAUACCACCCCAACGUGAAUAUUAUUGUGAUGACGCUAAGCAACUACAUGAUGCGCACUCCUUUGAAGAGCAAGUACACCAUGAUGCCGCGUGAUUUCCUCGAGUUUUACAUCCGGGUGUUAUCUGUGUACCUGCACGGAGGCGCGGGCCUCGACCUGGCCGCCUUCAAUUACCUGUACGCCACACACCAGAAGAUAAACUCUCAAAUAGCGGUAAUCCUGCAGACUCAUAACAACGGGUAUACCCUGGAAGAGUAUGAGAUGAUGAUCCAGUCGUUGCAGAAUAACGCUGAUGAUAAAACCAUAUCGUCGCUGUUCGUGCUACUGUCGAGCAUGAUGGAUGAGGCCAAAUCGUUCUUUGAUUCACGUUUCUUACCAGCAUUCCUGUUUGAUGGCCCAACAUCGAACUAUGCUCAAGUUCCAAAACAGAGAAGCAGGCGAGCACCUCUAAUAUUGCGUGCCUCUCCAUUUUCAAUAGUACCCAUUAAACCUGGAAAGACAUAUAAUGACAGUAAGCAUAAUGAUACCAAGGAGAAAAGUUUAGAUGUCGCCCAAAAUGCUUCAACGACCGAAAUAAUUACCACUGAAACGAAUAUUGCCAUAGGGAUUGUAAAUGAUUCGUAUAUCGAUAACAUGGAUAAAGAAAACAAGCAAUCAAAAGCCAACGAUGCUGAUAAAGCAAAAGAAACAAAUGUUGUUAAAAUAACAGAAAUAAAUGAUGAAAAAAAUAGUAAAAGCAUCCAAGCGAUAACCACUAAACCUUGCACCACAACGACGUGCCGUCUUCAGGCUGCGAGACUACCUGAAUUCCCGGACUUGGCGAUCUGGUCCAACCAGCUGGCACCGUACCUCUUAUCCCCUUUCGGAGACAUGGCGAGACAGGAACGGCUCUACUCGCCGCCUAUAGCUGACUACAGACGCUAUCCUCAAGUUGUCCAAGCUAAAGACGAUAACAGACGCUAUCCUCAAGUUGUCCAAGCUACAGAUGAGAACAGACGCUAUCCUCAAGUUGUCCAAGCUACAGACGACAACAGACGCUAUCCUCAAGUUGUCCAAGAUACAGCCGACAACAGACGCUAUCCUCAAGUUGUCCAAGCCGUCGAUAAGAAUUUCAUCAGCCUGGACCAAUAUGGCGAGUUCGUGGUGGCUACUGGCCGCUACCAUCCCUUGCUCGAGCAGGUUCUACUAUCAGGCAACUACAACCUGGGUCCGAAGUUUGCUAUCGAAGCCGUCAUCCACGAACACUGCUCCGGGUCUAUGCAAUAUGGCGAUGCUGAUGAUUUUUGCGGAACCAUUCACAUUAUUUAAGUAGCUUUUAAGGGCCAGAUAGACGAGCUUUUUUCGCCCGUUCGUCACCGAAUUCGCGUACUUCACAAACAAAAAAGUUCGUCGAGCUUUAAGCACGCUAUUUACUCGCACGUCUAUCUGGCCCUUUACUGUUUACGUUUUGUUUACUUUGUAAUGUUAUCCGUGCGUUUGUUAUAUUUUAUGUUAUUUAUGUUUUUGUACCUACUGUUGAAAUGUUACUGUUUAUGUACGUCUGUUGUUGUUGAGACUAGAUUAAACUCUUUAAUUAUUAAAUAUAAUUUGAUUGUAGUAAAAUGUAUUCUUACAUACUUAAAUUAUAUUUUUGUAAGCUCUUUUAUAAAUGUAUUUAAUAAAAUUGAAUUUGUUUUAACAUAAACACCAAAAA